This is a messenger RNA of Peronospora farinosa, 1233 nucleotides long. NCBI's taxonomy places the organism in Eukaryota, Oomycota, Peronosporomycetes, Peronosporales, Peronosporaceae. The record is from the annotation of a GenBank genome assembly.
AUGCUGCUUUCGUCUAUGGACCAUCUCGGUUACUAUUCAAUACCAAAAGAGAAUGAUUUUCUGGAACUUGAUACCUCCUCGAGCCAGGAUGGGUAUGCGCUUCCACCUGAAGACAUGGGUGUUGUGUCGUAUAUUAAUGAAGAAAAUAGUCCAAAGAAUGGCACCAAGUCAUCGCUAUAUAAAACGGAACUUUGUAAACGUUUCUCCGAGUUUGGCAACUGUCGCUAUGGAGCCAAGUGCCAGUUUGCUCACGGUAUCGCUGAGUUGCGUCAUGUUGUGCGUCAUCCGAAAUACAAAACUACCAAAUGCAAGUCGUACUGGGGAUCGGGUCACUGUCUUUAUGGCAGUCGCUGCCGGUUUAUCCACGAAGAGACUGAAGGUUACGUGCAGCCACAAUACAGUCCCCCGAACCAUUUGGGUGGCGGCAUGUUUUUUCACGAGAAGGACCGUCUUGGAGCUUUGAGUGCUGGUGUCAUGGCUCCACCUCAGCCGUCCGUAGACCUCAGCUAUGGUGGUGCUCUUUAUAGUGAACAGCCCAAUCCACCUCAUCUGCAACAACUCCGUCCGCAUCACCACCAAGUGAUGUCUACUUACCCCAAGGACAACUAUUCGUUUUUGUCCUCGCUGGACAAGAAUUCUUCCUGGGGAGUGCCGGGCAUAUCCCCUUCCGCCAAUCUUCACCCUAAUUAUGCUGGCAAUGCUUGUCUUAAACAACAGAGCUCGCUUGGCAGUAUUGGUCUGCCUGUUCAGCAGCGAGCCAAUUCGGUGAAUAACGCUGCUUCUAGUGCUUCGUCACCAAGCUACCCGGACCUCCAGGAUGCCAUCGACGCAUUGAUGAAGUUCUCUUUGACCCAGGACGAUGACGACGAGCCAACUACGGACACCGUUACUACGCCCGAGACAACCCCGACCCCGACUGGUCGUGGACGCCGUCUUUCUAGUGUCUCUUCGCCUGCUCUCGCCUCAACCUCAACGGCAAUCACUAAGACAAAGUCGGAGUUCUCCCUUCAGUCAGACGAGUUGUGGAAGGACUUUCCGACCGCUUCGCCGACGCCUUUUACCAGUGAUGACCUGCAAGCGCAGCCGUGGUCGACUGGACUGUCACUGAGUCUUGAUAGCAAACCAUUCGACGGCGUUGGAGCUGCUGCUGCUGGGGACUCGAAGGACGCCUCAAGUAGUAGCAGUGACGACGAGGAGAGCCCCCGCCUGAGCGUGUUCGAGCGCUUCCAUUAA